Molecule: messenger RNA, 1137 nt
Organism: Vicia faba (fava bean)
Lineage: Eukaryota; Viridiplantae; Streptophyta; Magnoliopsida; Fabales; Fabaceae
Source: the annotation of a GenBank genome assembly
AUGAUGAGAGGUUCGAAGCGUUUGGCUGUAUCGGAACCAAACCAGGCUAAUACCAACGAAACGACGUUUCGUGAUAAAAGAAUAAUGGAAGGAUCUCUCUUUGAUGUCCACAGGGCCGAACCAUCCCAACAAUUGAUGGUGGCAACACCCCCAUUGGAUAUGAAACGAGCAGAGUCUUCCCAGCAGCAUGUGAGAGCUUUAAAUACCCAGUUUGCGAGCUGGGUUCAAACACAGUUAAAGAAUCACCCUGAUGAGCUUUGGGAAGAUGGUGUCAGAGAUUACUUGGAUCAUGCUACAGGCAUUAUGGAAAAAUUUAGUGAUGUUGUCAACUGGCUCAAAACAAAUGCCAACAACAACCAACAACAACAACCAAGUCUUAUCCCACCAAGUGGGUUUGGCCUCAAAGCAAAUGCAACCAAGGCAGAGAAUUCUACUUCCGGUGCUGGUUCCGUUGCUUCUUUAGCUGGGAAAAAGUUUUUGCCUGAAGUAACAAACAAAGAAAAUAAGAUUUUUGGAGAAAAAAAUGAAUCUCCUCCUAUCAAUACUACUACUACUACUACUACUACUACUACUACUACAAGUUUUGGUAGUUCAUGGAGCCCUGGAAUAUUUUCAAACAAUCAAAACAUUUUUGCAUUCGGAAAUCAAAGUUCCGCCCCUUCCAACUCCAAUCAUAACGCUUCAGAUGAUGCGGAUGCUGAAAACGACGAAGAGCAGCCCAGCAGCCCAUCAGUGAAGAAGUCAGAAGAGAAAGGUGUUACAGUUGUACAUGAAGUGAAGUGCAAGCUUUAUGUGAAGUCAAGUGACCCAACUGAUAAGGAUGUAUGGAAAGAUAAAGGAAUGGGCCAUCUGUCCAUUAAAUGCAAAGAGGGGGUUGCUAAGGCUACAAAAGAGUCCAAACCGACAAUCAUUGUUCGAAAUGAGGUAGGAAAAAUUCUUCUCAAUGCCUUGUUGUAUCCUGGAAUCAAGACAAGUGCACAAAAGAACUCUCUUGUUGCGAUAUUUCAUACUUCGGGUAAUGAUGAUGGUGGAGAUAAUGAUAGUGUUGUUGCACGGACAUUUUUGAUCCGGAUGAAAACAGAAGAUGAUCGAAAUAAACUGGCUUCAACUAUUCAAGAAUAUGCUCCAGUAUCUUGA